This is a messenger RNA of Branchiostoma floridae (Florida lancelet), 2420 nucleotides long. RefSeq names its product D-aspartate oxidase-like. Bases 374 to 1387 code for a protein of 337 amino acids. Gene Ontology annotation, molecular function: FAD binding; D-amino-acid oxidase activity. NCBI's taxonomy places the organism in Eukaryota, Metazoa, Chordata, Leptocardii, Amphioxiformes, Branchiostomatidae. The record is from RefSeq and is a predicted model, not a curated record. The transcript is spliced from 10 exons.
CCUAAGGGGGUCAGUGCUAGGUCAGGGGGCCACUUUCUCCAGCCAGCUUCACCUGGUUCAAGAAAAAAACAUCAACAGGACCAGCUGGAUUCUUCACGUGAGAGCCUCUUGAUUUUGUUGUAAAGGUUAUCAUAGGAGCUGGACAUUGUGAGGGUUGGGAAUCUUUUGCAAGUUGACUAGGAGACUAUUUCAUCAAGGAGAUCAGAGGCAACUUUGCUACAAAUUUUUAGAAACUAUCGACAAAUAGGUUUUUCAGACACAUUUCCAUUGCCCUGUGGAAAACCUCCUUGGUGUGAUGUAGAAGCUCAAGUCCUACUGACCAAAACCCAGUGGCAUCAUCACCAAGUCACCACCUCCAGUUGCAGUACCGACCAUGGUCCGCCGUGUGUGUGUGGUUGGUGCGGGGGUGGUCGGCUUGUCUUCUGCUGUCUGUAUCCAGGAGAAAGUCCCUGGCGUCCAAGUCACAGUUCUGUCCGAGAAGUUCUCUCCCCACACAACGAGCGACGGUGCCGCUGGCUUCUGGGAACCACACAUCUUGAACGACACACCACAAGAGCUUAUCAGACGUUGGGGGGAUGAAACCUGGGACCACCUGAAGACUCUGUACCUGAGUCCUGUGGCUUGUGAUGCUGGUGUGAUUUUACUGUCUGGCUACCACUUACAUAAACAGCCUCAACAGGAUCCAGACUGGGCUUCCACAGUAUUUGGGUUUCGUCACCUGACCAAACAAGACCUGCAACAGUUUCCUGGUUUCAGCUCCGGAUGGUUCUCUACCCACCUGCUGUGUGAAGGUAGGAAAUAUCUACCCUGGUUGAUGACGAAGUUCAAGAAAGCUGGAGGCAAGGUGCAACAGGGGAAGGUUACAUCACUGACUGAGCUUGCUGACCGCUACAAUGUUGUAGUGAACUGCUGUGGGAUCGGUGCCGGAGAGUUGGUGGGAGACAGCACAGUUCAGCCUGUUAGGGGACAAGUCUACAGGGUACAUGCUCCGUGGAUCAAAUGUUUCUUUGAUGCUGAGUAUGAUGGACAUGAUUUCUAUAUAUUUCCAUGUUCCAACAAUGUUGUUCUGGGUGGAACAGCACAGAAGGGGAACUGGAACCUCAGCCCACACCCCACUGACAGCAAAGCCAUCUGGGAAGGCUGCUGCCAACUGGUGCCAAGUCUGAGGAAGUGCAAAGUGGACCAUGAGUGGGUGGGGUUACGGCCCAGCAGGCCAAAGGUCAGACUGGAGAGAGAGUCGGUAGGGAAAGGUUCCUCCAGUCUUGAGGUAGUGCACAACUAUGGCCAUGGUGGGGCGGGGAUCACCCUCCACUGGGGGUGUGCUCAACAGGCGGCCAGGCUAGUGCAGGAGGCACUUAGCUUACAGCAACUCAAACCCAAACUGUGAAGAGCACAAAACACAACGUUGAACUGUAAUUUCCAACAUGAAAAUCGGACUUACCCAUUUGAAACUGACUUCUUGAACAGCUGCAGUCUUUGUCAAGGAAUGAACAAUCCACUGCUUCUGUGAUGUCACAUUGUCACCUUGACAAAGACUGGAGCUGUUCAGUUAAAAAUUGGAUAAGUCCAAUUUUUGUGUUAGAUUACAGUGUCAACUUUUCCAGAAUCACUACUACUCUCUCUUUCUCAAAAGAGUUCAGAUUAAGAAUACUUACAGUAUAGUGAAUUUAUGAGGUUUAGGUAAUCUUAUGUGCCAAAAAAAUAAUGUUCUUGGAUUCAUUAAUUCAAACCUUUUGACUUAUGUUCACUUCAAAGUACCAAAUGAUGUCUAAACUAGUGCCAUUUUAAAAGGGUUUAUAUAAUCAAGAGAUUUUUUUAAUGAUUUGUUCAUGUACAUGUAAUGUUUCAACUGAAAACUUGUUGUAUUGUUGGGUCCUUUUGUGUUUGUUUCAAAAGAAUGUACUGUCUGUCAUUUAUUUGGGAGUUAAUAAUGCAAUAUUGUAACAUCUAGUUUGGUGCCAAACAUUUUAGAUAAUUGUAUAUCAAUUAUGUUAAAAGAAGGUGCUUAAAUUAAUCUUUGUUGCAAAUGCCAAAUUGUGCCAAUUAUACAGAGUUUGUGAUUAUACAAAUGUACAAUAGUCUGCUAACAAAGUCAUUCACCAGCAGCUAUUUGUUAAUUUCUUUGUAAACAGGGUCAUUAAAAUGCAAUAGUUCUAAAUAUAGUAAAUUGUUCUUUAUUUUUUAUUGUCUGUGGGAGGUCUGUGUUCAAGGGAAAAAAUUGCAACAGUUUUAUUUUGCUGCAGCAUAACAGACUAAUUGCAACUCCAGAUUUGACAGACUCUAGACUCUAAGUUUAUGAUAGACAAAAAUUAUGGUUCUUCUAUCAGAAAAAAAAUUGGUGUGUUUCAUCUUUUUCGUCUUCUUUUACUGCUUAGCCCUUGUUUCAAGGAAUAUUAAAGUAAAAGUGUAAUGAUCUUUAA